Molecule: messenger RNA, 1032 nt
Organism: Aspergillus calidoustus
Lineage: Eukaryota; Fungi; Ascomycota; Eurotiomycetes; Eurotiales; Aspergillaceae
Source: the annotation of a GenBank genome assembly
AUGGCCACUGCAAGCUCCCCACCAUCAUCCACUGUCUUCCCCCGGAGCCAUGUCGGUUUCGAUAGCAUUACUUCCCAGAUUGAACGGAAGCUGCUGAAGCGUGGCUUUCAGUUCAAUGUUAUGUGUGUCGGUCAGACUGGUCUCGGAAAAUCAACCUUGAUCAACACCAUCUUCGCUUCGCAUCUGAUCGACUCCAAGGGUCGUCUGACUCCCAACGAACCUGUUCGCUCGACUACAGAGAUUCAGACCGUCUCCCAUAUCAUCGAGGAAAAUGGCGUCCGUCUUCGGCUCAACAUUGUUGACACACCCGGCUACGGUGACCAGGUCAACAACGACAGAUGCUGGGACCCAAUUGUGAAAUACAUCAAGGACCAGCACUCCGCAUACCUCCGCAAGGAACUUACUGCCCAGCGUGACCGCUACAUCCAAGAUACCCGAAUUCACUGCUGCCUCUUCUUCAUUCAGCCAUCCGGCCAUGCCCUCAAACCCAUCGAUAUCGUUGUCCUGAAGAAGCUGUCCGACGUCGUCAAUGUCGUACCUGUCAUCGCCAAGGCCGAUUCUCUUACCCUGGAAGAGCGCCAGGCGUUCAAGGAGCGAAUCAAGGAGGAGUUUGCCUUCCACAACCUGAAGAUGUACCCCUACGAUAACGAUGAGCUUGAUGAUGAGGAGCGUGCUGUGAAUGCCCGCAUCAAGGACAUCAUCCCUUUCGCAGUUGUCGGAAGCGAGAAGACGAUUGUUGUGAAUGGCCAGCCUGUUCGCGGACGUCAGAACCGCUGGGGUGUUAUCAAUGUGGAGGAUGAGAGCCACUGCGAAUUUGUCUCCCUACGGAAUUUCCUCACCCGCACUCAUCUCCAGGACCUCAUUGAAACGACAAGCCAGAUUCACUACGAGACUUUCCGCGCCAAGCAGCUUCUGGCGUUGAAGGAGAGCAGCGCUGCCGGUGGCCACACCGGUGGCAGCCGUCCCAUCAGCCCUUCCGCGGACCGGGAAUUGAGCCGCAACUCGCAGCGAAUGACUAUGAACGGCUACUGA